AGUAGAACUAGGAAGAGGAAGAUAUGACAAGGGUAGGGCAGACGAGAGAAUCUGUAGGAAAAAUCCAUUAUACUCCGUAGUUUCUUACACUUGUGACGAUCAACAAAAUUCCAACCAAAGAUAUAGUAAAAUGAGUGAAUGUUAGGAUAACCCCAAAGUGUCGCAUAUCCCUCUCUCUCUCUCUCUCUUACUGUGAUUUGCGGAAGAGUGAGAGGGAAAGUGGCCCCGCCAGAUCCGAAAAACGCCAGUUCUUUUCCACAUUUGGCGUCCUUGUAAAUCAACAAUGGACUAAAAUCUAUGCAUCCGUUUCAUGGCUUUUUCUACAACACAACAAUAAGACCCUCCCACCCCUCUCUCUCUCUCUCUCUCUCUCUGUAUGCGUAUGAACACUACAGCUCUUUCUACAUCAGUAAUGGGUUUUUCUUGAUUCUUACUGGGGUUUCAAGUCUGGGUGUCUGGUCGGGAUUAAAAAAAAUGCAGUGUACAAGCUAUACUCUGGGAUGUUACUAUCUAAGAGACCUUAAUGUAGGCCUUGGUGGGUGUUCAUGGUCGACGGCUAACAGUGAUAUUGUAUGGAAUGGUGGGCACAGGGUCAAUGUUUUGUUGCCUCCGCCUACUAUGGAUCACGAUCUAUGUCCUCAGAAGGAAAUUUGUAGACAGAUGAUGCUAAAGCACGAAUCAACAUUCAAAUAUCAGGUCUAUGAGCUGCACCGCCUAUAUAGAAGGCAAAAGGAACUGAUGGAGGAAACUAGAAACAGGGAACUAUUGGCGCAUAGUUUAAAAUUGCCUUUGGUAUCUGAAGCAAUGUCGGAAAUCUCCAUGGAAACCCACUUGCCUUCAAGGAAUGUCUCGGGUAUUAGGCCCUCUUUUCCGAGUCCACAGAUGUUUCAAGAACCUUCACGCUUUGUAGCUGGAAACAAUGAGGAACUGGCUACUCACAAACGUGCAAUACAAGAUGAUUUUGAAGGAUGUCAACAUUCGUCAUCUCAAAGAAAGAAAUCUAGGAAGAGAAUGUUGGAUCUUGAACUUCCGGGUGAUUUGUACAUAGAUAGUGAAGAGGAAAAUGAGGUUCAAGUGCCUAAGACCCCAAUCACAAAUCUAUGGCCCGUAAAUGAAUCAAAACUUGCCUCUUUUUACCCGGAAGGUUCUUCCAUGUCUGAUUCAAGUUGCAGGAAGACCAACUUAUUGUUCGACUUGAAUGAGCCUGCACAGCCAGAUGAAUCAGAAUUCCCAAGUUCCUCGAGUCUUCUUGAAUCUGAUAGCAGUCAACAUGAUAUCGCGAAUCAGAAUCAGGAUCUUUCAGAAAAGGAAAAGUCAAAUGCAGAUUGCUCUUUGCCAAAUAAAGAAACUUUGCUUGAUAUUACGGUUGGAGAAGGUCAUUAUGAUGCUUGCAAAAUUAGUCCACUUCUCGAGAAAGACAAAGAAAAUGGGCUGCUACCUUGCAAUACUGAAGCCGGGGGAAAUAGAAGCGAUUUGAAUCAAUUUGCGGAAGAAUCCUGCUGUCUGACACCAAGUAAUGAAUGUAAACGAAGGAGAACUUUAGAUUCAAAAAUCUCCGAGAAGAAUUGUGGUGAAGCUAGUAUUGAUGUUCCCUCUUUUGUUUCUUCUCUGGGAAAAUCAAUCAAUGACUCGGAGGAGUUUCCUAUUUUGGUUCAAGCACUUCCAUGCAUUAAUGACACUUCACUCAAUAAGUGUCAUAAAUCUUCUAUUUCCAAACCUAGGCUCAGUCGAAGAAAGUUCAACCUAAACAAAAUAAAACCUGCAGGCUCCCGUUCAACACGAGAUGCUGACAGUGUUAACACUUCUGGGCCAAAUGACAAGGUGACAGAUAGUAGCGGGAAGUACGAGGCUGCUGACAGUAAUUUGGAUCUUAUUCCUACCGAGCAACAAAAAUAUGACACAGAGAGAGAUUUGAAAGCGCCUAUUAGCCCAGAGAACCGGGAGUGUUCUCCGCCUAGAGCAGAUUCUCAAGAGACACGGCUUGACAGAUCUAUUGGUUUAUCCAAAGAAGGUGGAGACGAAGAAGUAAGUGACAGGCUUGCAGCAGAUACAUUAGUAUUGAUUUUAUCAUCCGGGGUGCACAAGUAUUCGAAGACCGGUAUUGAGCAACCCGAAGUCUCUAUUGGCUGCCUUGAUUGGUUUGCUGGAAUUGCAUCUACUUUGGUAAAUGAUCAAAAUGAUCUUCUUCGGUCUGGUGUGCAUGAUUGCAUUGAGGCCAGGAAAAAGAACGUGGCAAACAGCAAGGCAAAACAUUGUGCUCGUAAAGUGAAGGUCGAGAAUGUGAAAGAAACAGUUGAUGCAUCUUUGCCUUGUCGACUAAAAAAGACGAAAUCAGAGCCCGAAACGAAGGAUCGGGCAUGUUCAGGGAGGAGAAAAGCAAGGAGUGGCCAUGCUAAAGGGAUGAGAAGUUCGAAAGCUUUGAAGACAAGUGCAUGCUCACAUUUCAAGCAGCAAAAUGAUGGUAAGAAGCUCAGUUCCGCUGAAAGGCGGUUGGAAGUGUGGGGAAGUAAGAAGAAGCGAAUGGCUCGACGUGCUACGAGUACACCCCUUUUUUCGGUUCAGGUAUUUGGUAUUUCAAGCUAAGGGCGAGCAAAUUUCUUCAGUAUAAACAAACAGUACAGCAAACAAACCUCAUUGCUUCACUCAAUUCACUGCAUAUAAGUUAACUUGGUGAAGGCCUGAAGGGAUUUACUUUUGUUUAGAUUUUUGUUUUUUGUAAGAAGAAUUGAACAAUGAAGGUUCUUUGCUUGGCCUAUCUGCUGAUCAUGGGAUAUCUUGUGUACAUACAAUUCUAGCUAGGACUGAGGAUUUGAUUAAUGGUAACUUACAAUUAAACUAUUGAACUAGGUC
Molecule: messenger RNA, 2850 nt
Organism: Ipomoea nil (Japanese morning glory)
Lineage: Eukaryota; Viridiplantae; Streptophyta; Magnoliopsida; Solanales; Convolvulaceae
Exons: 5
Coding region: 298-2583 (761 amino acids)
Source: RefSeq, a predicted model, not a curated record